GGACUUCUCGCCUUUGAGUGCUGGAAAUGUUGAGAUUAACGUAAAGGAUGGACCUAAUAAUUUCUGUUUUGGGGCUCCUGACGCUGUCUCUGGAGGGCAUCCGUUGCCAAGGAGUGUACGCACCCCCUACGGUCCGCAUCGUGCAUUCGGGCCACGCGUGUAACGUGGAGGAAGAACGUCACACAGAGAGGGUGUACACCAUCCGGGAGGGAGAGACCCUGGAACUCACCUGUCUGGUCACAGGACACCCACGGCCACAGAUCCGAUGGACCAAGACAGCAGGCAGCGUGUCGGAUCGCUUCCAGGACUCCAGCGUGUUUAACGAGACGCUGCACAUCUCCAAGAUCCAGAGACACCAGGGAGGACGCUACUACUGCAAGGCUGAGAAUGGCCUGGGCUCCCCGGCCAUCAAGUCCAUACGGGUCGACGUCUACUACCUGGAUGACCCUUUAGUGACGGUGCACCAGAGUGUAGGAGAGGCUAAAGAACAGUUUUAUUACGAGAGGACAGUGUUCCUACGCUGCGUGGCCAACUCCAACCCCCCAGUCCGCUACAGCUGGCACCGCGGACGAGACGUCCUCUCACAAGGCUCCGACAAGGGAGUGGAGAUCUACGAACCAUUCUUCACACAGGGGGAGACGAAAAUCUUGAAGCUGAAGAACCUUCGUCCUCAGGACUACGCCAACUACAGCUGCAUCGCUUCUGUUAGGAACGUCUGUGGCAUUUCCGACCGAAACAUUGUCUUCAAACUCACCAACAAGACAGCAUCUCCCUCCAUUAAGCUGCUGGUGGAGGAUCCCAUCGUGGUGAACCCUGGCCAGACGGUGUCCCUGGUGUGUAUCACUACGGGUGGGGAGCCCAACCCCACGCUGAGCUGGGUCAGCAGCUCUGACAGCCUGCCUGAGAAGAGCGUGGUGAAGGGUGGAACACUCACCCUGCCAGCCAUCACUUCAGACGAGGCUGGGGUCUACAGCUGUGUAGCCAGUAACAACGUGGGCAACCCAGCCAAGAAGUCUACCACAAUAGUGGUCAGAGCGCUGAAGAAGGGGCGUUUCUGGAUCACCCCUGACCCCUACCAUAAUGACGACAACAUCCAAAUAGGCCGCGAGGUCAAGAUCUCCUGCCAGGUGGAGGCCACGCCCCCUGAGGAACUGACAUUUGGUUGGCUGAAGAACGGCCGCGCCAUGCGUAGCUCUGAGCGAAUGGUGAUCACCCAGACGGACCCUGACAUUUCCCCAGGCACCACCAACCUGGACAUCAUCGACCUGAAGUUCACUGACUUUGGCACCUACACCUGUGUGGCUGCGCUGAAGGGAGGGGGCAUACCUGAGAUCAGCAUAGACGUCAACAUCUCCUCCACUACUGUUCCCCCCAACCUGACAGUGCCACGGGGUAAGAGCCCCCUGGUGGUUCGGGAGGGCGACACGGUGGAGCUCGAGUGUCUGGUUUCAGGGAAGCCCAAGCCCAUUAUCCUUUGGUCUCGGGCCGAUAAAGAGGCGCCCAUGCCGGAUGGGAGCCUGCAGGCUGAGAGCUACGACGGGGUGCUGCGGAUCGUCAACGUGUCCAGAGAGAUGACCGGCUCCUACCGCUGCCAGACCAGCCAGUUCAACGGGUUUAAUGUGAAGCCCAGGGAAGCUGUGGUGGAGCUGAUCGUACAAUACCCUCCGUCGGUGGAGCCUGUGUUGUUAGAGAUGCGUCAGGGCCUGGGCCGGCCAGUGGCAAUGAACUGCCGGGUCCUGCGUGCCCACCCUUCCCGGGUGUUGCGCUAUGAGUGGCGGCUGGGGAACCGCCUGCUCCACGCUGGACAUUUCGACCAGAGCGACGAGACAGAGUACACCGUCAAAAGCCUCAACCGCGAGGGCUGGGGGGAGUACACCUGUGAUGUCAACAAUGAGGCCGGGGCUGGGCGCUGCACCUUCCUGGUCACAGGGAAGGCGUAUCCCCCAGAGUUCUACUACGACACGUACAGUCCUCUGUGGCAGAACCGACCUACAGUCUACGGCUUCAAACUGCAGUGGACCCAGAUGAAUCCCAACACUGUGGACCGCAUUGUGGCCUACCGCCUCGGCAUACGACAGACGGGGCUCCAGAGGUGGUGGGAGCAGGAGAUCCCCGUGGAUGGAACCAUCACCAAGGGAGAGCUGAACACACACAACCUGACAGAGCUCAUCAAGCCUGCGGCCUACGAGGUGCGCCUCACCCCCAUCACACGCUUCGGAGAGGGGGACUCCACCAUCAGGAUCAUCACCUACAGUGCUCCUGUCAACCCUCACCUGAGAGAGUUCCACUGCAGCUUCGAAGAGGAGCCCAUCUGCAUGUUCACGCAGGACAAGAAUGACGACUUUGAUUGGACGAGACACAGUGCAGCCACCCGUGACACCAAGUACACGCCCAACACUGGGCCUAGCGACGACCGCAGCGGAUCCAAACAGGGUUUCUACAUGUACAUCGAGACGUCCCGGCCUCGGAAGGAGGGUGAGGUGGCGAGGCUGGUCAGUCCCUUCUUCAACGUGGUGCCCAAGAACCCAUAUGGCAUCGCCAACCCCCCGGCAUACUGCUUCAGUUUCUUCUUCCACAUGUACGGCAAACACAUUGGGACCCUAAACGCUUUCCUGAGACAGAAGGGUCAGACAGCGGCCGAGGGGCCCGCGUGGUCGCUGAGCGGUAACCAAGGCGACCGCUGGAAACAGGCCAAAGUCAGCAUCCACCCAAACGCGUCUUUCCAGGUGGUGCUGGAGGGUAUCCGAGGUCCGGGCAUCGAGGGGGACAUCGCAAUCGAUGACGUCACCCUUGAGGAGGGAGAGUGUCGAGAUCUACCCCCCAUUAAUCUCAGAUCCUCAGCCCCGCCAACGUCCGCCCAUAUAUGGCCGCUGAGUGUCACCUUGGCGAUGACCUUCCUGUGGGGUCGAAGGUGACCCUGCCCUGCGUCGUCUGGCGGAGUCGAACGGGUCCGACCUGGCCUCGGCACCGACCUCGACCCUGGCGCCUGUGUUCUUGUACCCUCAGCAUCCAAUCACCAAAGAUUCAAGCAAGGCGGCAGCGAGGUGUUCCAAACACAGACCACCACGAGGGCCCAAAAAAUACCACAUAAAUAGUAAUAAAAGAAGAUUCGCAAUUUUUUUUUAAGAGACAACUUUUACAGAAAAUUGCUCCCCAAUCGCAGGAUUGUGAGCACUUUUACGAGCGCAAAGCAAAGCCAGGUGUUGUGACGCCUGGACUUUAGUGGGAGUGUUCACUAUCGCAUUGGGAUAACUAUUUGUAAAGCACAAGGACAAUUUUGCCAGUCAAUUAGGAAAGUUAAAUAGAAAGGUGUGGAGGAAUUGAGAAAUUGGUGACUUUUUGAAGAACAAAAUUAUUUUUUCUGGGCUUAACAAAACACAUGGAAUCAAAGCUUUUCUGUGUUUUAUCUUAUCCUCAUUGAGUUGCACCUGCUGCGCAUCAUGGACACUUUUCUCUCUGCCCAGUCACCCUCACCUGACCUCCACACCUUGACAUGUCUCUCUCUCGGCUUGGUGCUGUACUGUAGAAAACAGAAACUCGGACAAUGUUUAGUUAUCCAUCCCAGUUCCCUCUCCCCUCUUGCCCGGUAGCUGCCUAAGUAUUUCACAACACUGUGCUCACUAGUCCAAGGUGUCUGAGACCAGGAAGGCAUGCACAAGGUAUGUGGGGCAGAGAGGAGGAGAUGGGUAGUUGAGAGAGUUGAAGAAGGGUAGGUCAGACUGACUGACGUCCAAGGCAAUGUGGAAGGCAGUGGCAUAGUGGAUGAGAAAAGUAGAGGAUAGAGACCAGAGGGGAAGGAGUGGAGAGUAGGAGUAUGGAGACCAGAGGGGAAGGAGUGGAGAGGAGGAGUAGAGGAUGGAGACCA
Oncorhynchus mykiss (rainbow trout) is the source of this 3865-nucleotide messenger RNA. Its product is annotated as MAM domain-containing glycosylphosphatidylinositol anchor protein 2. Gene Ontology annotation, cellular component: axon; neuronal cell body; plasma membrane. NCBI's taxonomy places the organism in Eukaryota, Metazoa, Chordata, Actinopteri, Salmoniformes, Salmonidae. Gene Ontology annotation, molecular function: axon guidance receptor activity; protein binding. Gene Ontology annotation, biological process: homophilic cell-cell adhesion; synapse organization. The record is from RefSeq and is a predicted model, not a curated record.